Molecule: messenger RNA, 1902 nt
Organism: Caenorhabditis remanei
Lineage: Eukaryota; Metazoa; Nematoda; Chromadorea; Rhabditida; Rhabditidae
Exons: 11
Coding region: 1-1902 (633 amino acids)
Biological process (GO): serotonin uptake; sodium ion transmembrane transport
Cellular component (GO): neuron projection; membrane
Molecular function (GO): serotonin binding; serotonin:sodium:chloride symporter activity
Source: RefSeq, a predicted model, not a curated record
AUGCUGUCCGCACCCGAAUCUCGGCGGGUUAGCCGGUCGAUGAGUGUUAAAGCACCAACCGCUGCAGAAUACAUGCCAUUGCCCGUAGUGGAUAAACCAUUAACAUUGACAGUUUCAAAUUCACACAGCAUUGAUCCAAAUGAGCCGAUAGCGGCUUUGGGUGGACUGACACCGACGAAAGAGGGACGAGUUGCAGCAUUGAGGAGACGGAGUUCAAUGGUUAGAGACAAAUGGGCAACUAAAAUGGAAUUUCUGCUAGCUGUUGUGGGGUACGCCGUCGAUUUGGGCAAUAUUUGGAGAUUUCCCUCUGUCUGCUACAAACACGGUGGAGGAGCUUUUCUGAUUCCAUACUUUAUAAUGUUAAUGGUCGGUGGACUCCCCAUGUUUUAUAUGGAACUCGUUCUGGGACAGUUCCAUCGAGCAGGUUGUGUGAGCAUUUGGAGAAAAGUUUGUCCGCUCUUUCGAGGAAUCGGUUACGGUAUCUGCUGUAUCUGCACAUUCAUAGCCAUUUUCUACAAUGCAAUUAUCGCGCAAGCUGUCUACUUUGCUAUCGUUUCUUUAUCGAGGAUUUGGGAUUCAGAAGUGCCGUGGGCUAAAUGUGGUAACCCGUGGAAUACUCCAAGAUGUUCAGAUGAUCUCAAUGUGACAAUGUCAAGGAAUGGAACUCGAUUGAGCACGCCCUCGGAAGAAUAUUAUUUAUAUAACGUGCUAGAAGUCCAAAAAUCCUCUGGAUUCGAUGAUCUCGGAGGUGUGAAAGGCUCAAUGGCCGUCUGCCUACUCGCCGUCUUCACAAUGGUCUACUUCGCUCUCUGGAAGGGACCUCAAUCAUCUGGAAAGAUCGUCUGGGUUACUGCAACUGCUCCAUACGUGAUUCUCUCAAUUCUCUUGGUCCGUGGACUGCUUCUCCCUGGUGCUCAGAAUGGGCUCUACUAUUAUAUCACUCCGGAUUUCGAGAAAUUGAAAGAUCCGGCUGUUUGGUCGGCUGCUGCUACUCAGAUAUUCUUCUCACUUGGUCCUGGAUUUGGAGUUCUUCUUGCUGAUGCCGUCACCACAUCUAUCAUCAACUGUGCCACGUCAUUCUUCUCCGGAUGUGUUGUUUUCUCAACACUUGGAUAUAUGUCUCUUCUGACAAAUCGACCGAUUAAUGAGGUAGUCGGUGAGCACGACGCCUCCCUAAUCUUCAUCGUCUACCCUCAAGCUCUGGCAACAAUGGAUUACAGUUGUUUCUGGUCUCUCAUCUUUUUCAUUAUGCUCAUUACUCUCGGAAUCGACUCAACUUUUGCUGGAAUCGAGGCAUUUAUCACUGGAUUCUGUGAUGAAUCUCGCUUUUUGACGAAGAAUCGAAAGUGGUUCGUGCUGGUGAUUUGUAUCAUUUACUACUUCCUCAGCUUCCCAGCAAUUAGUUAUGGCGGUCAAUUCGUGAUUCCAUUCCUCGAUGAAUACGGUGUCUCCUUGUCAGUUCUCUUCAUUGUAACCUGUGAAAUGAUUGCUGUUUGUUGGUUUUACGGAGUGGAUCAAUUCUCGAAAGAUAUUCGAGCAAUGUUAGGAUUCUAUCCGGGAAUCUAUUGGAGAGUUUGUUGGACUUGUUCUCCUGUUUUUAUAAGUCUAAUCUUCAUAAUGACCGUCUACAACAGUUCAUUCAAACCAAUGCAAAUGGCUUCCUACACUUUCCCAUGGUGGAGUGUUAUUCUCGGCUGGUUCCUCCGUCUGAUCUCCGUACUCGCCAUCCCUGGAUUCGCAAUAAUCUACCUUCUCAGUGGCACCGGAUCGCUCACCGAACGAUUCCGAUGGGCGAUUACACCUCAACAACGCCGGAAUUCAGCCACUUCACUGGCAGCUGAUCCAACUCAAAUUAUCGAUAGUUCUUUCCUUGAUCCCAUUCAUACUUUAACUCCCGUUUGA